Messenger RNA from Labrus bergylta (ballan wrasse), 3225 nucleotides. RefSeq names its product homeobox A3a (gene hoxa3a). Gene Ontology annotation, cellular component: nucleus. Gene Ontology annotation, molecular function: RNA polymerase II cis-regulatory region sequence-specific DNA binding; DNA-binding transcription factor activity, RNA polymerase II-specific. Gene Ontology annotation, biological process: embryonic skeletal system morphogenesis; regulation of transcription by RNA polymerase II; anterior/posterior pattern specification. The record is from RefSeq and is a predicted model, not a curated record. Lineage: Eukaryota; Metazoa; Chordata; Actinopteri; Labriformes; Labridae.
UAGAUUGUAUUCUACACAGAAAGACUCGUGCAGGCAGGGGAGAACCAGGCGCUGCAAUGAGAACGAAUUGUGCGCGCUUGUGCCAAAAGAUUGAGGACAAUAUGCAAAAAUGUCGGUUAAUGAUUAAGCCGUGGAUAGAAGCCCCUUUUAGUCCCGUGGAAAUGGAAAUGCAGCGUCUGAUUCUUCCUUUGUAUUCUCUUUUCAAUCCGAAAUCUCUGUCACUCAGCUCAUAACUCUACUGCAAGGCGUGGAGUAAAUACCAACAAAAACAUCAAAAACACUCACAGAAUGGGGUUAUAUUCAGUAACUACUAUAAGGUGUAGUAUUUUUUCUAGACACUCCGACUCAUUUGGUUGGGGGAGGAGGAGAGGCAGCCACUUGAUUUGAACUGGCUUUCCAAGGCGCUACUUAUUUGCAUAAUUUUUUUGUCUAUGGUGACGCUCUGGUUCGGGGCAGUUCACUGGUGUCUGCAUGGUACUGGUGAAGGAUCACACAGUCCAGCAUAGCCUAAGCUGACUUUAAUGUUGCUAUGAAGCUCUGGCCAUUGCUCUAUAGAGGAUUAAAUCCCGAGGUCAGAUAAAUCUUAUCUCGCUGACCUGACUGCUCGCUCCUGCUUUCGUAAUCUCGGUUUGCCCAUCCACGUCGAGUAGAAAAAAAAGAAAAGAAAAGGAAGAAAGGAAGGGGUUCUCACUGCUCUUCCCUGUUUGUUGAGGCUGCUAAUGCCUGGUGUAUGGCAGGGUAUAUUCUGCUGCUGCUUCACCCAGCCAGCCCUGCCUGUAAACUUUUUCUCUGGAUUACUGCUUUGAUCGAUUUCGUCGCUGAAUGAGAAAGUAUCGCUCGGUGCUCUGCAUUCGUCGUCAGAGGAUAAGGUUCACCCGAGGAGGCCAUUGGCGGAGAGGCGUCACGUGACCACGGGGUGCCAAUGUUAUUCUACAAGGGUGUCAAGACCCUGUCAGUUUCUGAAAUAAAUAUUGGGAAACGGCGAGAUGCAAAAGGCAACCUACUACGACAGCUCCGCAAUUUACAGUGGCUACCCAUAUCAAAGCGCAAAUGGCUUCAGUUAUGAUGCCAAUCAGGUCCAAUAUCCCCGCGCCUCUCAUGUGGAAAGUGAGUACCAUCGACCUGCCUGCUCCCUGCAGUCUCCUGACGGCUCCGUGGCUCUGCAGAAGCCGGGGGAGAUAGCGGAGAGCUGCGACAGGACCACAGCCAUUCAGGCGGCGCAGUCUAAGGUUCAUACCGAAAGCAAUCAACCACAGGUGCCGGUGUCAGGCCCACCCCCUCCCUCACAGUCCCCCGGUGCUAUCAGCCAUAACACGAGCAACGGGUCCAGCCAGCCCAGUGCCAAGAACGGCUCCCCGACCUCAACCACCCGCAGCAAACAUAUCUUCCCGUGGAUGAAGGAAUCCCGCCAGAACACCAAGCAAAAACCAGCCAGUAGCUCCAGCUCAGUGGAGAGUUGCCCCGGAGACAAGAGUCCUCCGGGGUCAGCAGCGUCGAAGAGGGCCAGGACAGCUUACACCAGUGCGCAGCUAGUGGAGCUGGAGAAGGAGUUUCACUUUAACCGGUACCUCUGUAGACCGCGAAGGGUGGAGAUGGCCAACCUGCUCAACCUCACAGAGAGACAGAUUAAAAUCUGGUUCCAGAACCGCAGGAUGAAAUACAAGAAAGAUCAGAAAGGCGUCGGCAUGAUGCCUUCUCCUGGUGGACAGUCCCCUCGGAGUCCCGUGGGCCCUGUCUCUGGUGGUGGAGGCAGUGGAGGAUACCUCAACUCUAUGCAUUCUCUUGUAAACAGUGUACCUUACGACUCACAGUCGCCAACGUCUUACAAUAAACCUCAUCAAAACGCGUACGGUAUGGCCACUUCAUACCCCCCUCCUUUGAACAACUGCCCGCCCUCCCAGAAGAGGUAUCCCGGGACCGACUCGGCCACGCCCGAGUAUGACGCGCACCCUCUCCAAGGCAAUGGCAACUACGGGACGCACAUGCAGGGCAGCCCUGUUUAUGUCGGCGGAGGUUACAUGGACUCAGUGCCUAACUCUGGUACCUCCGUUUUCGGUCUAACCCACCUCUCGCACCCACCGCCUGCAAACAUGGACUACAAUGGAGCGAUCACAAUGGGCAACAGUCAGCAUCACGGUGUGUGUGAUCCCACACCGACGUACACUGACCUAACGCCGCACUACUCUCAGGGAAGAAUCCAGGAAGCGCCCAAACUGACGCAUCUGUAGCGGUGGAUCACUCCGCCCCAUUGUCUUAUUCACCUCCAGACACAUCACUGCUUUUUUCUGCGCCUACUCACGGCUUCCACCUCUUCUCUGCUUUUGUUUAUUUUCACUAUAGUUUGAUGUGUGAAGUAGCGUAGGAUAAAUAAUCACGACUUGCUUGAAUUUUUCUCUAUUUGCUCGUGUCAUUGUCUCACAGAGACCUUUUAUCUGGGCUGUAGAGCGGGAGGGAGGGGGGCACCGUAUAUGCUUAGGCCUAUUUAAUCUUUUUUUAAAUCUUAUUUUAAAUUGAAUCUCAAACAGGGUAUUAUGAACAUAUGUUAUUCAUUUUUUAAUGUGAACUUUUCUGUAUUUUAUUUAUCCGCAGUUGAAGAAUUGUGUUAUGCAUUUUGUUGCACUUGUGAAAGGAUCCUUCCAGAGCCACGAGCUGGGAUUGUGAGGAAAACACAUUUUCAAAAACAAGGGUCACGGGCUUACACACAACCUCCCUUGCGUGUGUUGUCCAAUUUCUUAUGUUAUUUAUUUUGUUGGGUGUAAAGAUAAAGGAGUCCUUUAGUAUUAUUUGACACCUCACCGAUCUGUAUGUGGGGAGAAGGUUUGUGGGAAAGUAUAGCGUCUCGGUCCUUCUCCAGCAGCAGCAGCAGCAGCAGCAGCAUCUCACCAUGUUGUUAAUACAGGCUAUGCUUCAAAUUGUUAUUCUUCUUCUUCUUCUUCUUCUUCUUCUUCCUCAAUGAGGUGUUUCCUUUUCUCAGCGAAUGUAAAAUCAAUCAGUGAUGCAAUAAGGGUGCAAAGAAGGACACGUUUCUUUAUUGAAGAUACAAGAAACAUACAUUUAAUUUUUUUUUGAUGUUAUACAUUCCCUGCUGCUCCAGUCCGAAGAACUAAAUAAAAAACAUUGAAAUAUAAUUGCAGCAAAGCUGGUUAGUUUUAAUUAAGAUGCAUCAGAAGCUUUUCACAUGAUCACAAAAUUAAAACAGUUUCUUCAAUAAAAAUCUCAAAAUAU